CCCACCUAAAGAAAGACGUGUCGUUUUCACAGCUUUCAUCCAUCAAACUACAAGACUUGAAAAUACUUUUUUUUUUAAACACUGAAAGUCAAACCAUCAAAUAGUGUUAUCGUAGUCUGCUAAGCCCUAUCGCACCACAACAGUAUUAUAAUAAACAUUGUUUUAUCUUUCUGGUUGAAUAUUGCUGCUUCCCCCAUUGUAUUAUAGUUUUUAAUAAUGUCAUAUAAGUAUUUGGUUGUUUUCUCAUUUUAAAAAAAUUAAAAAAAACAUGCGUAGAGUCAAGAAUGCAUUUGGCUGUUUUUCUGAUUGCACAAGUCGCCAGUUAUGUGGCGUCUCUUCAGUGGGACACAGUCGAAAUCAACCAACAAGGAAAUAUUACCAAUAGGAUUCUUUCGUUAAACGAAACUACGCUAGCGACGUAAGUACUUUUAAGACGGGUUUUGAUUAGCGUGGGUUACUGGGAAUAUUGGCGGGGGGGGGACAUACAUAAUCGAGAAAAGGAAGUGGUAUGUUGAAAGGAGAGGUGAGUGGGGGAAGGUAGGAGUAGCUAUGGACGAGACGGGUGUAUGGGACUGGAUUGGUGUGUUGGGACCGGAGGGGUGUAUCGGGACUGAAGUGUUGAGACUGGAGGGGUGUGUUGGUACUGGGGGUCGUGUUGGGACCGGGGCUGUGUGUUGGGACUGGAUACGUUUCGUUCUUUUGUUGCCCCCCCCCCCACCAAUGCCUUGUGGAGGGUAUUUAUUAUAUCUCAUAAACAGUUGUAGAAAGUGUGGGGCCAAUACCCCAGUAAUGUACUUAACCCUAACCCACUUAGUUUCAUUUGUUACCCGCGCUAUACUUUACUUGUAGAAAUCUCCUUCAAUACGUAAAGAUCUAAAAUAUUUGCGUCUAUUUUUAGACAUGUCAAAUGUUUUGACCACUACAUAAUUAAAUUGUUAAAACCAAGUUAUCACUAAAGACAAAAUUUCUUUAAAGCUUAGAGCACGCUAAGAGAAUAGUAUCUCCUGACAACCUUUACAAAAUUUUCAAUUUUCAAAACACCCAAAACAUAUUUUUACUCCUCUGUAAAUAACCACUGGGUCAGUAUUCGGCAAUAAAAUCUGCACAAUCUUAUGCUAUAUGUUUAUGUGUGUCAGUAGAUAGUAUGCUGUGUAAUACGCCAACCUGCUAUUAUACUUUAAUUAUACAAUAUGUGGCUUAUUAAAUAGCAUAAUCUGCAUUGCUCUGUAUGACACGUUAAAUCACAAACAUUCGUAUUGCUCUGAAUAUCAUGUUACAUCACAUACAUCUACAUUGAUCUUUAUGGCAUGUUACAUCACAUACAUCUACAUUACUUUUUAUGGCAUGUUACAUCACAUACAUCUACAUUGCUCUGUAUGGCAUGUUAAAUCACAUACAUCUACAUUGCUCUGUAUGGCAUGUUACUUCACAUACAUCUGCACUGCUUUUAUGGCAUGUUAAAUCACAUACAUCUGCAUUGCUCUGCAUGGCAUGUUAAAUUACAUACAUCUACAUUGCUCUGUAUGGCAUGUUACAUCACAUACAUCUGUAUCUACUCUAACGCCUGACUCCUCACUCCAACUCAUCAGGUUAACUGAGUGUCUCUGCAGCCCGGCACAGAAGUCGUGCAACGUCACCUAUUCCACGACCGACCAUGUGGUGACCGACGUACACCUGCUCUCAGGCAACAUGACGUCGUCUCCCGGCACAUCACACCGGACGUGCUCGCAGGCCCGCGACACCGUCAUCCAGUGCUCGCCCGCGCAACCACCCGCUUCGUACUGUCACGGCGUCGGUGUCAAUCAAACCUUCCAGGUCACAAACUACACGUGCAGCGGCGAAUGUGUCAGCAUCGUUUGGGUCCCCGUCGGUCCCCGCAGCAACGCAACGUGGGCACCCGACACCACCACCACCAUCACCACCACCACCACCACGCAGACCUGCAACCCUGGGUGUGUGGCGCCCACUACGGUGACCACAACCGCGACAAGCAUUUCCUCUUCCGCCACUUCGAGUGUCAAUGUCACGUUAGACGGCAGCAGUGGAGGCGAUGACAGCGAUGAUGACACGGGUGUCAUCGUGGGCGUUGUGCUGGGAAUUUGUGCCGCUGCCUUCUUAGCUUUUAUAAUUAUCGCGAUGGUGUACCGAAGACGGCGAAAGGCGCAAAAUACACAGGAAGGCGCCGCGAAGGCCAAUCAAACUCAGUGCAGUGGUUCACAACUUCCGGAUAACAACCAACAAAUGUAUAACUCCCUGGAUCCAGAGACUUUCUCCAGCACCAACGUUGCCUACAGCUACUCCGAUCCAGCCACCGAAGCGCCAAAGCCUGAAAAUACAAGCGAAUACUGUACAGCUUAUUCGGCCAGUGGCUAUCCCGAUUCCAAAUAUUCUAAUCCAGCCGAGUACGAAGAUGUGGCAAGCAGUAUAAAUACCGAUAUGCUGGGAUAUCUUGUUUUGGAUACCAUGAUCACUCAGACUGCUGCCACACUAAAUACCAAACCUAAAAUGUCGACUGUCACCGUUAAGAACGAUUCCCCUGUUCUGCAAGAUCACGGGGACUCACAGUCGGAAGUCGAAUACGAAAAUCUCCAAAGUAACCUUUACAUUGAUAUGUCAAUGCACCAACCAAAACGUGAGGAGCCUAAGCGUAGAAUAGAAGACACCGAGAGCAUCUGUAGCUCCAGUUCUAACGAUUCAAUUUAUAUCAACCAGGACCUAUAGUAGGUCAGCUUCUCUAUAUGGCUCAAGUAAUAACAGUUCGAUCCAGUGGCAACUCUAGGAUAUGUUCCGCCCGGGGUGGGUCAAAAUUAAGCCGCAGCUCCCCCCCCCCCCC
Molecule: messenger RNA, 2833 nt
Organism: Lymnaea stagnalis (great pond snail)
Lineage: Eukaryota; Metazoa; Mollusca; Gastropoda; Lymnaeidae
Source: the annotation of a GenBank genome assembly